Messenger RNA from Hemicordylus capensis (graceful crag lizard), 1163 nucleotides. It is a transcript of the gene TPGS2, whose product is annotated as tubulin polyglutamylase complex subunit 2. NCBI's taxonomy places the organism in Eukaryota, Metazoa, Chordata, Lepidosauria, Squamata, Cordylidae. Bases 149 to 1036 code for a protein of 295 amino acids. Gene Ontology annotation, biological process: protein polyglutamylation. The record is from RefSeq and is a predicted model, not a curated record. The transcript is spliced from 7 exons.
CGCCGACGAGGAGGAGAACUACGCUUCCCGCAGUUCUUUGCGGCGCGGCUGGUACUAACGGUUGGGACAGAGGACAAAAAGCUCCGCCUGGCGUGUCCUUGUGCCCUGCUGGGGACUAGUAGGUUGCGAGAGCUGAUGGUGGGGAAGGAUGGAGGAGAAGGCCCUGCGCAGCAUCAAGCCUUACCUGGAUAAGCUCACCUUGGGGGUGACCCGCAUAUUAGAAGCUUCUCCAGGAGUUACCGAAGUGAUGUUUGUAGAGAAGGAACCAGCUGAGCGCCACGCCAUUGUUUCGUGGGAGCAGAAAAAUGCCUGUGUCCUGCCUGAGGAUCUGAAGAAUUUCUACCUGAUGACAGAUGGCUUCUGUAUGACUUGGAGUGUCAAGUUUGAUGAGAACCCCAUGCCCCUGGGCGCCAUGACCAUCAACAGCAUCUCCAACCUGAGCCGCCUUGGAGCACCGCCAGUCUACAACCUGCCCAGCGCACCGACUCUUGCUGACCUGGAGGAUACUGACGAGGAAGAAGGUAACGAGGACCAGCCAGAGAAGCCUCACUUGGAUUCUCGCAGCCUGAUAUUUGAACUGGACCCGUGUGGCGGGAAUGGGAAAGUCUGCCUUGUGUACAAGAACACCAAGCCGGUUGUCAGCCCGGAUUCUGAGAUCUGGUUUCUGGACCGAGCCCUCUACUGGCACUUCCUCACCAAAACCUUCACUGCCUACUACCGACUCCUGAUCACCCACCUGGGACUCCCGCAGUGGCAGUAUGCCUUCACCAGCUAUGGCAUCAGCCCCCAGGCAAAGCAAUGGUUCAACAUGUACAAACCCAUCACCCUCAACACGGAGCAGCGCUCGGAGGAGGCAGAGCCAUUCAUCAACAAGCUGGACCCCAGCAAGGUGUUCAGAAGCAAAAACAAGACACCAGUCCUCAAGAAGAAGUUGCCAGCCCAGCCACUCUCCUCCCAGAAGGGCCAAACUGGGGCAGCCCCCAGGAACCCAGUGCAGCCCGGAAGCUCUUCGAAGAGGCGAGAGCCCCAGACCUGAUGUCCCUUUUGGCCUUCCGGGCCGCAUGCUCCCACAGCCCAGUGUCUCCAGUGGUGCCAGUCCACUUCUGGGUCACAUGUGGACAGGACCAAGAUAUUUAUUAUUUUAAAGUAUUUAUUUAAGAAGC